Caenorhabditis elegans is the source of this 612-nucleotide messenger RNA. Lineage: Eukaryota; Metazoa; Nematoda; Chromadorea; Rhabditida; Rhabditidae. The record is from the annotation of a RefSeq genome assembly.
AAUGCUCUUCUAAGUCACUAUAAUACGUGUCCCGCUCUGAAGGAGUUGGAGAGUGAUUAUGUGGUUGAUGAUAGUAUUGUAGUUGAAGCUCAUGUCAAUAUUUUUAAAGACUCUCCUUGCGCUGAAGACAAAAACCAAAAAUUAUUUCUAUUGAAUCAGACUGUUAAAAAUGUUUCGAGCAUUAAAGAAGGAGCUGACUAUUGCACAAAAACAGAGAAACGAUUCAAUAUUCCAUGGAGACUACUGAUUCAAAGAAGAAAUGGAUUUUUUGGAUUAUUAAUAUGCUGUCAAAAGGAACAAUCCAAUAGAAGAAACUGGACUAUUGAAGUGGAUUAUACGCUAAAACUACUUUCCGUAAAUGGUCAGAGCUUAACUUCCAAUGAUUCAUACACUUUCAACGGGCCAAAAGGUCGCGGCCGGGAUAAACUUAUAAGAUGGGAUGAUAUGCUAGAGAAGUAUAUGGUGAACGACAGUAUUAUAAUUGAAGCACGUGUUAAGAUAAUUAAAAUGACUGGAUGUGAAGAGGAAAAAAGUAUCGAUGAUUUGGAAGAUGACUUCUCUGAUUGUGUGAUCAAUGUCGGAGGACAGAACUACACUGUGAAAAGACAAUAA